AUGAAGAGUCCUGUACAAGUACGGAGAAAAGAUAAUAAAACAUCUAGUUGGAAUUGUAAAACUAGUAAGAAAUUUCAACAAGGGUUGAAGCAAGAGCAAAACUUAACAAAUCAAGUGAGACAAAGCAAUCAGGAUUUUAACUCUUAUAAUACUCAAGGGAUUGGUUUUAUUGAAGGUUCUAAAAAAUUAGAGACUAUAUCAAAUGGUAUAACAAAUUAUACAAAUGAUUAUAUACAGGGCGCUAGAAAUACUUUUGAAAAAAUUAAACCUCCAAAAUCUAAAAGUUUUUUUAAUGCACCCAAUGAGAACAAUAACUCACCUAAAUUGAUUUAUAGCGAGAAAAAUAAACACAGGAGUAAGGCUAUUUUUUAUAAAGACAUAUGUGUCACAGGAGAAAAAAUAGCUCUCUGGAAGAAGCUAAAGAAUAAUAUGUCUUCCCUCACAUCGACUGUUAAUGACUUGAAAAUUAAAUUAUCAAAUCAAUCAGUUACCAAGAAAAAUAUGAGAGCGAAAACUAAACAAAGUAUAGGAGGAAAUAAGUCUACGAAGCACGUCCCUUUCUAUCAAAGAAUUUGGAAUUAUUAUUGCAAAGUUAAUAGCAGUAAAAUCCCGGCUUGCCCAAAUCUACCAUUGCUACAAUUUCCUGAUAUACCAAAUUGCCGUUCGUUUGUAAACGGCUGCUGUACAAGCGCUGAAAUUAUUCACAAGCUAUACUAUUCUAAUUCUUGUAAAUGUGUUUUUGAUGCAGACGAUUUAGAUAUAAAUUUACCAAAAGCAAACAGUUGCAAGGUGCCUGAGGGAUUAUGUCAAGACGCUCAUACUGAAAUUAGUGAUCAUAAAACUCUUAAAGAUGUCUCAAUACAAUGUCUAGAUCAAGAAACUAAAGCACAAUGCACUAAUGAGAUAGUAGUAGAACAUAAAUGUGUUAGCUCGCAAUAUUAUUCAGAUAAGGGUUGUGGUGACACUAUCAAAGAUUUGAGUGAAACUUGUCCAAAAUCUAAAUGUUUUCUGCCUUUCCUAAAAAAGAAUACUGGCAGCCUGCGAGUGCAUGGAAAACAUUUGUUUAAGAGAAUACAUAAAAGUUCGAGACAAAAUAAGAAUGUACGGUAUACACAGACACGUGUGAGCGAUAAUAUUGUAAACUACAAGAACAAAACUUGUAGCACAGUUGGUCCUAAAAAGGUUAAGUCGGCUGGAGUUCAAAUUACUUUAGAAUGUAAUCAUGCAAGGAAUCCCCAGCUUACAAAAAAGGUAGGUGUGAAGAAAAUACUUAGUCAUAAAUCUUGUUCUGAAAAACCAAUACCAUUGAAGCAUGAGACAAAAGGUACCCAAUGUAGUCCAGAUAAAAAAUCUAAAUUUGCUGAAGAAAAAGAUAAACAAAAACCCCGAACAAUGUUUUGGUCUCGCAAAGCAUCGCAAGAUUGUAACUGUAAUGACUUCGUUACUGUCAUAAAUCAUAAACCUACAAAACAUAAGAAAUCAGGCAAAAAAGCACCCCAGAAGCCUUUAUAUCCCAGAAAGAAAUUAAUAUCAAUUUGUACACAAUGCCCUGAGAAACUUAAAGACUGCUCUAAUCUUGGUAGAAAUGAUAAGCAUAAGGUAUUACGACGGACAGUUUCUGUUGAGAAAUCAGAAUAUGUAGUGACGACAAAAAAGGGGAAAUCAACAUUUAAGACAAUUGGAGUCCAGUGCACUAAAGCGAGACGAAAAGUCAACACAAACACAGUGUACACUUCGAAAUCUUGCAAUAAUUUAUUGAAUACGUCUCAAUUAUUGACCGUUGGGACUCAGCGAAACACCAUAGAUUUUGUACAACGCCGUUUGAGGCUGAAAAAGAGAGCAAAUUGGUCGUUUUUCAACAUGAGAUCACAAAAGUUAGGUGUCGUCAGAGAAGACCUGAUAAUCAUAGCAAUAAAAUGUUCACGAAAACAGUACGCCGCAUUCCCUUUGAAUAUGCGUAUAGACGCUGGCCGCGUGCUUACCCAGAAUGCCUAA
Molecule: messenger RNA, 1995 nt
Organism: Leptosia nina
Lineage: Eukaryota; Metazoa; Arthropoda; Insecta; Lepidoptera; Pieridae
Source: the annotation of a GenBank genome assembly